UCUGGUUAACAUAGCCGUAACAGUGUUGUACACAAAUAUUUUCAUAACAUCGGCAAGUCAUUGCUGCAUAAUUGCAAAAUGGAAGAUCGACCGCCGUCUAAUUUGAGUUUGACGGCGGAAGAGCUCGUAAAUAACGCGCUGGAAAGAGCACGCCAUGCUGUCAUGAACGAGUUGAAAGACACCGAUCAAUUCUCCGACAAUGAAAUUAAAAAUAUCAGUUGGGUGACCUGCAGGGACUUCACCGUGGAAGAGGGAAAGCGGCAGAUCGCGGAGUACAUGCGCACCUGGGAGGUGCAUCCCGGCUGGCUUUUCACCCUGAGCUACCUGAGGUUCAGCGAGGAGGAGCACCAUACCCUUCACCACUACUGGGCCCGCUGGAGCAUCCCGACCCCUGCGAAACCCAUCCCCAAGGAGACAGUGUGUGUCGAUUUCGUCGUCGACAUAUCCAAGGUCAAACCCCAGACUUUACCUGUGGAGGUGCGCUUCGUGGUGGAGGGGAGCAAGCUGGUGCACACGGCAGGGAGAGCAAGGUUCAGGGAGAAGUGGCUGGCGGACGUCGCUGAAAGCAAGGCUUUGCUCCGGAGCACGAUUGACUUCUAAAGCUAAACUGCCUUGCCACUAGGAAUACUCUUGAGAAUAAACUGAAUAAUACAA
Myripristis murdjan (pinecone soldierfish) is the source of this 654-nucleotide messenger RNA. It is a transcript of the gene akap14, whose product is annotated as A-kinase anchoring protein 14. Gene Ontology annotation, molecular function: protein kinase A regulatory subunit binding. The coding region runs from base 79 to 600 and encodes 173 amino acids. The record is from RefSeq and is a predicted model, not a curated record. The transcript has a single exon. Lineage: Eukaryota; Metazoa; Chordata; Actinopteri; Holocentriformes; Holocentridae. Gene Ontology annotation, cellular component: cAMP-dependent protein kinase complex.